Messenger RNA from Myotis lucifugus (little brown bat), 675 nucleotides. Its product is annotated as mannose-binding protein A-like. The coding region runs from base 1 to 675 and encodes 224 amino acids. The transcript has 5 exons. NCBI's taxonomy places the organism in Eukaryota, Metazoa, Chordata, Mammalia, Chiroptera, Vespertilionidae. Gene Ontology annotation, cellular component: multivesicular body; rough endoplasmic reticulum. The record is from RefSeq and is a predicted model, not a curated record. Gene Ontology annotation, biological process: positive regulation of phagocytosis; surfactant homeostasis.
AUGUUCUGGUUUGUAUCACUUCCCACCCUUCUGUGUGUGGGGACAGUGUCCUUCUCAGAACCCACAACCUGUGAAGAUGCCCAGAAGGCCUGCUCAGUGAUUGCCUGUGGCAUCCCGGUCACCAAUGGCACCCCAGGCAGAGAUGGGCAAGACGGAGCCAAGGGAGAAAAAGAAGAACCAGGGCAGGGGCUCCGAGGCUUGCAGGGCCCUCCAGGGAAACUGGGGCCUCCAGGAAGUAGAGGGGCUCCUGCGCCGCCAGGAGUGAAGGGUCAAAAAGGAGAUCGUGGAGGCAGUUCAGUUACGGAGACUAAGCUGGCUAACAUAGAGAGAGAGCUGAGGAGCCUGGAGGCGGAACUGGACCGCAUCAAAAAAUUGCACACCUUCUCCUUGGGCAAGAGAUCUGGAAAGAAGCUCCAUCUCCAUGUGACCAACGGUGAAAAGAUGCCUUUUUCCAAAGUGAAGGCUCUGUGGGCUGAGCUCCAGACCACCGUGGCCACCACCAAGAACACCGAGGAGAACAAAGCCAUCAUGGAAGUGGCCAAUGACCAUGCCUUCCUGGGCAUCACAGAUGAAGCGACCGAAGGCCAGUUUGUGUAUGUGACAGGAGGGAGGCUGACCUAUAGCAACUGGAAGAAGGAUGAGCCUAAUGACUUUGGCUCAGUGGGGACUGUGUGA